Messenger RNA from Vanessa tameamea, 891 nucleotides. RefSeq lists its product as uncharacterized. The transcript is spliced from 4 exons. Gene Ontology annotation, cellular component: membrane. Lineage: Eukaryota; Metazoa; Arthropoda; Insecta; Lepidoptera; Nymphalidae. Bases 48 to 602 code for a protein of 184 amino acids. The record is from RefSeq and is a predicted model, not a curated record.
UAGGAGAUUCACACUCUCGGAAAGGCGGUGGCACAUUUUUAGUUCCCAUGAAUGGAGGUAUUUGGACCAUGUGCGUGUCUUUAGAAGAGGAAGAAGUGUCAAUAUUGGCGAGAGCCGGAUUUCCGACAGAGCCGCUGUGCACAAACUACUUGGCAGAUGACGAAGAUGAACAGAGAGGAGAUUGGCAACAUCGUAUGCAGAACCUGUCCAUAUCGUGUGCGCUGGUGUGUCUCAUCGUGUUAGGCAGCGCAGCGCUGGUCGGCGCUUUUGGCGUCUGCAAACAUCAAAUCAGCGCUGUGCUUGUUACUGGUGUCAUGUAUCUUUUAGCUGGGUUAUUCGCAAUGUUCACAUUAAUGAUAAUACAUUUCAAGCGAGUCCAACGAGUGUCUACCCGAGGCAGUUCUCACGGCGAUGACACCGCAGACGGCGUCAUAGGUCCGCGUUACCCCGCAUUCCCCUUACUAUCCGCGAGAGAGUUUACGACAUCGUGGUCGCUAGAGCUGGGGUGGGGAGGCGUGGCUUUAGCGACCACUACGUCACUUCUGUGGAUAUUGUUAUCGAAGAUCAUGAGAUACAAUCCUAUAUCAUCUAUGUUGUUGUGAAUUCGCAUGAUUAUUAUGCGUUUACACGGACGCGAGGGUAAAACUAAAAAAAAAAAGAUUUUAGAAUGUUUAAUGCAAUAAAUUAAAUUUAUACAUAAUAUUACCUAAACAAUAUACGCGUAAAUCGUAAUGAGCCUAGUCCGUGUAAAUGCUGGAUAAAGUCAAUUACGUUAAUCCCAAUAUUUUAAGUAGGAAAUUUCUACCCAGGCGCUUUUAUAUUGCGUCAUAAUUAAACAUUAAAUUUAAGUAUAAUUGACAUAAACCGUCAUUAAGAAAGCUUGAAAAAACA